Molecule: messenger RNA, 2193 nt
Organism: Maudiozyma saulgeensis
Lineage: Eukaryota; Fungi; Ascomycota; Saccharomycetes; Saccharomycetales; Saccharomycetaceae
Source: the annotation of a GenBank genome assembly
AUGCCUAGACCUCCGAGACGUGGGAAGAAUCCCAGAGAGAUCAAAGAAAAUGUUGUCAAUGUUACACUUCCAUCAACUGUGAUGCAUUCAAUGUUGAAAAAGCUUGACUUAACCUUUGAACGUGAUAUUGGCAUGCUUAAUGGGAAAAAUACACAUUCUAUACCGAAUCGUGAUACUUUGGUUAAAGUUCAGGAACAAUUAAACGUACUGAAGGAGCUUUUUGAUUCAAUUUCCAAAGAUGAUCAAGAAUAUAUAGAUAAACUACGUGCCAUAAGAGAAGAACGUAUUAAAAUAGAACAACAAUCUCGAUCGGAAGCUGAACAAGCUGAACAGUCGAAAACUAAUACACUUGUUACAAGCCCUCCAGAAACAACACAGAAACCUGAAAUUCUGGAAAAUGAACAGACGACCACCGCAACACAUGAUGGAGAAGGUAGUACAGACGAAAUAUCUAAUGAUAAAAUCGCAAAAGAUAAUAGCACAGUGGAAAAUGACGAUAGUCAGACAGUAGACACCGAACAAACCAGGAAACGGUCACUGGAAAAUGAAGAAGACGAAACUGCAAAAGAAGGAGAAGAUAAAGACAACAAACAAGAAGGGCAAGAGGGAGAGGAGGAAAAUGGAGAAAAAACUGGUGAAGUCACUCGCGAAAAUGAUACAAUUACUGACAGUAAUAUCAAUGACAAUGAGGAUGGAAGUGCGGAACCUGCUCUUAAAAAACAAAAGACUGAGGAUGUUGAUGUAGAUCAAAUGGAAAACAAUCCAAAUGUGAAAAAUCCUAAGUCAGAGUUCGUCAUCUCUCAAACACUACCUCAGGCUGCAAGGAACUUGGGUUUAUUUAGUGAAGAAGGUUUAGAGAGUACAGGGGAGAAUUAUCUGAAAAAGAAAUAUAGUGUAGCAAGUUAUCCAACUACAGAUCUCAAAGAGUUAUUACCUGGUGAUUUACCAGAUAUGGAUUUGUCUUGUGCUAAACCAGCUAACCAAAUUCAGUACAGUACAUUCCUAUCAUAUGUCGAUAAUUUUUACAAAGACCUAAGUGAUGACGAUAUCAAAUUCUUAAAAUCAAAAUACCUCCUACCUGCAAGUUUGCAAGUUGAAAAAUCAUAUGAUCCUGAAGUUACCCCAUUUGUGAUACCAAAAUUGGGCCCAUUGUAUACAAGGACUUGGUUCAAAACUGAUGCAAACAAAAAUUUAGGAAACACUUCUCCUCCACAUAUAAAUGAUACAUCCAGUGUGACACCAAAGAAAAGCGCAUCUGAUAUUAAAGACACAUCAUUAGAAUCUGAGGAUAUCUCUUGUGGUCCAUUAUUAUCAAGAUUAAUGUCUGCUAUCUUUAGGGAUGAAGGUAAUGAUCUUGCAAGACAAAUAACGAAUGAACAGACAAAUAGUUCUGUGACUUCGGUCGUUGCCCCUGAUAUCAAGAAAGAAAAUACAAACGAAACGACAGGAAAUCUCGGAAUUGAGAGCCACGAACAGACUCCCUCACAAUCAACAGUAGAUACUCCCAUGAGUGAUGUUGAAGAAAUUACUAAAUUCAGUAUCGGCGGUACAACGAGCACCUUAAAAAUGGAUCAAGGUUGGAAAAUUAACAGUGUCAAUUUGGAUUAUCCAACGCUAGAAGAGAGAUUAAAACGUGAGUUGAAAUACGUUGGAAUAUACAUGAAUAUGCCAAAAGAUGAAAACAACCCCAAUGGAUCUGACCCAAAUUGGUUAACAGGUAGAGAAGAUGAUGAAAUUAGUGCAGAAUUACGUGAAUUACAAAGCUCAUUAAAACAAGCUACAGCAAAUAACCAAAAGAGGAAAGAAACUUUAAUUCCUUUAGUUGACAAACAACUUGCUUGGCUAGAGUACUCUUCUAUUCUAGAUGAUUUAGACAAGCAGGUAGACCAAGCUUAUAUCAAAAGAAUCAGAGUUCCAAAGAAAAGAAAGAAGCAUCAUAAUAGUGGUUCAAUCAAUGCAGCUACUGCAUCCCAAAUUGCCCAGCAGAAAGCAGCUAACUCAAGUUUGAAAUCAUUGUUAGAUAAAAGACAAAGGUGGAUUACUAAGAUUGGUCCAUUAUUUGGGCCUCCUGAACUCAUGAAACGUAUACCAAAGAAGAGUGUAUUCACUAAUUUAGAACAGGAAGAAGAAGAUGACGAGGCUGAUGUAUUUGAUCAAAUGCAUGAUGGUAAGGAUGAAGGAUUAGAGACUUAA